Molecule: messenger RNA, 5164 nt
Organism: Oncorhynchus masou masou (cherry salmon)
Lineage: Eukaryota; Metazoa; Chordata; Actinopteri; Salmoniformes; Salmonidae
Product: echinoderm microtubule-associated protein-like 1
Exons: 24
Coding region: 589-3117 (842 amino acids)
Biological process (GO): microtubule cytoskeleton organization
Cellular component (GO): mitotic spindle
Molecular function (GO): microtubule binding
Source: RefSeq, a predicted model, not a curated record
CAAGGCAUUAUCCAAACACUCACACGCACAAACACUCUCUCUCUCUCUCUCUCUCUCUCUCUCUCUCUCUCUCUCUCUCUCGUACACACACACACAUAUAGUUUCUCGCCCUCGCUCUCUCUCUCUCUCUCUCCCUCUCACACACAAACACACACACACACACGCACACACACACACACACAGUCUCUGCUGCCAGAGCUCCACUUACAGCUCAAGCCUCUCAAAUCUGUUUUUCUUGUUGAGAUCAGCACACGGUUUAACGCCACACAGCUGCAACUGGAGAGAGGAGAGAGAAGAGAGGAGAAGAGGAGAAGAGGAGCAAGAACCUGUGUUUUGAACUUCUCCCGGAGGUUUUGGAGUUUGUCCUCAGGACCAUUCAAAGAAAAGGAGGGUCUGAGUUCACGUGACAUAAUCAUAGUGAAUGGGUUGCCAUGUUAACUGACACGGGUAGCCUGACCCGGGAAAACUGGAUGUUGAAUAGAGGAAGAGCCUCGGUGGUAGAAAGCAACCGAAAGUAACGUGAACUCAGCGGGAGGAGAGUGAGGGAACAAGAGAGGAGGGAGUGGAGGAGCACGGUGGAAGUCCAGAAUGGAGGACGGGUUCUCCAGCUACAGCAGCCUCUAUGACACCUCUUCGCUGCUGCAGUUCUGUAACGAUGACAGUGCGUCAGCAGCCAGCAGCAUGGAGGUGACGGACCGCAUCGCCUCCCUGGAGCAGCGUGUCCAGAUGCAGGAGGACGAGAUCCAGCUGCUCAAGUCAGCGCUGGCCGACGUGGUGCGCCGCCUCAGCAUCUCUGAGGAGCAAAACGCCAUGACCAAUAGGAGGGGGCCCACCAAAGCUGUAGACCCAGCUGUGAUGAAAAGAUCCCCCUCAUCAGAAAGCAAUGUUGGAAAGCCAGCCAGACCCAUGAUGGCUGCCCUCCCUCUAAGGCCCAUGGUCAACAACGGCACUGUCCUACCAAAGAAAAGUGGCGGCACGCUACCGUCCCUCUCCAGCUCCAGGAAGGAUGCUGCUGCAACAGCAACCAAGAGCACUGUGAGGAGAACCAACUCCAACGAAACGAUGAGCACGCUGACGCGCAAAGACAGCGGAGACUCCAAGAGCAACCGCACCCGUGCCGGCUCCACCGGAAGCAACUCCAGCAGCAAGAGAGCCAGCGAAAGCAAACUGAAGGAGCCCGUUUUCAAUACAGGGAUGCGACGAGUGACACACUGCAAAGAGGAAGGAUAUGUGAAAAUGUAUUUGAAGGGACGGCCCAUCACCAUGUACAUGGCUAAAGACCUUGUUGAGACCUACUGCCUGGAAGCCAAAUCGGACCUGCCAAACAAGAAGCUCAAGCUGGACUGGGUUUAUGGGUACAGGGGGCGUGACUGUCGCUCUAACCUGUACCUGUUACCCACGGGAGAGACGGUGUACUUCAUUGCUUCUGUGGUGGUUCUCUACAACGUGGACGAGCAGCUCCAGAGGCACUACACCGGCCACACGGACGACAUCAAGUGCCUGGCUGUCCAUCCUGAUAAAAUCACCAUAGCAACGGGACAGGUGGCAGGCACCUCUUCCGAUGGCAAACAGUUGGCUCCUCAUGUGCGGGUUUGGGACUCAGUGAGUCUCAACACCCUCCACGUUCUGGGAACAGGCUUCUUUGACCGCGCCCUGGUUUGCCUCGCCUUCUCAAAAUCGAACGGAGGCAACACACUGUGUGUAGUAGACGACUCCAACGACCAUGUACUCUCCGUGUGGGACUGGCAGAGAGAGGAGAGACUGGCUGACGUCAAGUGUUCCAACGAGGGAGUGUUCGCUGCCGACUUCCACCCCACCGACACCAACAUCAUAGUCACGUGUGGGAAGUCCCACCUCUACUUCUGGACUCUGGAAAGGGGCACCCUUGUCAAGAAGCAAGGCUUGUUUGAGAAACAAGAGAAGCCCAAGUUCGUCUUGAGUGUGACUUUUUCAGAAAAUGGAGACACCAUAACUGGAGACUCAAGUGGAAAUAUACUGGUGUGGGGGAAAGGCACUAAUCGAAUUAGCCACGCCAUUCAGGGCGCACACAAUGGAAGCAUCUUUGCGCUGUGUAUGUUGAGGAGUGGCACACUGGUGUCAGGGGGAAAAGAUCGGAAACUCAUCUCUUGGGAUGGGAGCUACCAGCAGAUACAAUCGGUUGAGGUUCCUGAAUUAUUUGGUCCUGUCCGGACUGUUGCCGAGGGCAAAGGGGAGAGUGUACUUAUUGGGACCACCAGGAACUAUGUUCUACAAGGCAGUUUAUAUGGCGAAUUUACCCCCAUCACUCAAGGUCACACAGAUGAGCUGUGGGGGUUGGCCGUGCACCCCUGGAAGCCCCACUUCCUCACCUGUGGUCACGACAAGCACGUCAGCCUGUGGGACUCCUCCUCACAUCAGCCUGUCUGGACCAAGACUAUGGAGGACGCGGCCCAGUCUGCUGGAUUCCAUCCCUCUGGAGCAGUGGUUGCUAUAGGAACGCAGACCGGCAGGUGGCUGGUGCUGGAUACCGACUCUAAGGAUCUAGUCACAGUGCACACAGAUGGGAAUGAACAGCUGUCUGUUGUCCGCUUUGCACCGGAUGGUAAUUUCCUGGCGAUCGGCUCUCACGAUAACUACAUCUAUAUCUACGUAGUGGGGGAGAGUGGCAGGAAGUACAGCAGAUUGGGAAAGUGCUCGGGUCACUCCAGCUUCAUCACCCAUCUAGACUGGUCAGUGGACUCUCAGUACCUGGUGUCCAACUCAGGAGACUAUGAGAUACUCUAUUGGAUCCCGUCUGUGUGUAAACAGGUGGUGAGUGUGGAGACCACGCGGGACAUCCCCUGGGCCACCUCCACCUGCACCCUGGGCUUCCAAGUCUUUGGGUUAUGGCCUGAUGGCUCUGACGGGACUGACAUCAACGCAGUCUCCAGAUCUAAUGAGAAGCAGCUGCUUGUCACAGGAGACGACUUUGGAAAAGUCUGCCUUUUCUCAUACCCCUGCUGUCAAUUUCGGGCUCCCAGUCAUGUCUAUGGUGGACACAGCAGUCAUGUGACCAAUGUGAACUUCCUGUUUGACGACAGUUGCCUGGUUUCCACCGGGGGCAAGGACAUGAGUGUCAUGCAGUGGCGAAUAGUGUGAGGCAGACAUGUUGGGGCAACAGACAUGCAGUUUCUUUAUGGAUCUGGGAAGGGUGGGGAAGGGAAGGGAUGCAGCCCCAGAGGCUUUCCUGUAAUGAGCUUAUUGGAGUAGGAGGAAGUUGCCCCUUGACCCGCCCCUAGUUUGGCAUUUCCCCCAUUAAUAGUUUAGGAUAGGAUUUGGGCAGGACAAGCUGAUCCUAGGUUAGUUCAUAGGAUUGGAUUGUUGGAGGGCGGGGCGGGUCAUGGAUGUGUUGGGGGGCGAAGAUCAUCGCAACAAAAGGAAGAUACAACAGGCAGUACCUAAUGUUUUGUUUUUUAUCGUUCCGUCUUUCUCCUUUGCUUUGUAUAUUUCACAGCUCAGGAAACCAAUAGAAAAGUAGGAGUUCAAUGUCUUCCCUAUGUCAUUAUGGUAGCCUCUCUGGCCUACUACAGAUACCACUCCGCCUUGGAAAGACAAAGAAAGAUUUCUACUGAUGAUGGGCAUUUGGUCUAUACAGAAAGCACAUACAUAUGGUUCAAACUGAUGCUGAUAGAGUAAAAUAACAAAUACUCCUAUGAUUACACAAUAUUUCAUCAUGUGAUGUGUAUUUUACAAUGAAUGCAGCAGGUUUACCACAGGCAGUUGGUUACUAGGCCAAGUGUGCAAUGGAUAGACGAAUUCUGAGACGACAUAGAAAUAUGACGAUGUUAAACUCUCUACUGCCAUCGUCUGGCUUCCUGAGGUAUUGCAACGACUUCAUUACUCUGCAAACUGUAAUAUGGUAAAGUAUCCCACCGGCAUUUCAAAGAGCCCUUUAAAAACAAAUACAUAAAUAUUUCAAUGAAUAAUCAAUUAUUAUUUACACCUGUUGAAAAGCAUCAUUUUUGGAGGAUAUUCUGUGCUUGACAGAGCUGAAGUUGAACUCUGUGUCAAGAGGCUGGUGGGAGGAGCUAUAGGAGCACAGAAACAUUGUAAUGGCUGGAAUAGAGUUGAUAGAAUGGAGUCUAAUGAGGAUUCCAUGUUUGUGGUUUCGAUAUGUUUUUGAUACCAUUCCAUUAAUUCUAUUCCAGUCUUUACAUUGGGCCUGGCCUCCUAUAGCUCCUCCCACCAGCCUCCUCUGUUUCAAACCUAUUUGGACUGCACUGUUAUAUAUUGUCUGCUGCCGAGGUCACUUCCUUCCUGAGUCUCCCUUCUCUUCCUGUCUCAAACUAGAUCUGUAAAUAAAAGGUUUGUACUAAUCAGACCAUUGCACUGUAAUUGUUUCCUCUGCAAUACCCUUGUCACACUAUACUGCCGAACCAAACCGUACCGGGCUGGCUUGAUAUGAUCUUUUCACUUGGUCCUUUUCAGCAUGGCUCCCACAACUAUGGUGGGAGUGUAACCAGGCUAGCUCAGUACAGCACGGUUCGGCUUGGUAAUGCUACCGUACGUUCUGCCACCUGCAAGGAAUCACUACUCCAAAGCUUAUUAAAAAGGUCGACUCUGUGAUAUUUACAGCUGUUUUUAAUCACUCCAAGGCUUAAAGGAGAGCUAUCUCUCUUAAACCUGUGACUUAGCUACCAUACUGACCUUGACUCCUGCUUCUUGUUAACUUGGAAUAUUCAUGAACAAAACAUGUCAUGCAUAUUGAAAUCUUUCUCACACCCGGGCAAAAGUAAUCACACCAAGAGUGAUCUGUACCACACUGGUAAUGUCUGGACUGAACUGGUCCUUCAUCUGGGGUUUGUUUUCUAGUAAUACAAAGUCAUUUUAAAAAAGUUUCCAGGACAUGCAUGACAUUGGUUAUACCUGGGCUGCAUUCAGCAGGGCUCAAUAUUGUGGAACGUUCAGAGAGAAAUAUACUAUGUAGAGAACAAUCAGACCUUUCUGACUGGUAGGAUAAAGAAUCACAUCAGCACUAUUCAUUACAUUUCUAUCAGCAACAUUCUGAAACGUUUGCCUCCUGAAUGUAGCCCUGUUUUUUCAGCACUAAACAUAAUGAUUGGAUAUAUGCAGAUGUUUGACAUGUGACCAUAACAAUGUAACCAUGAUGGAAUCAUUUUCUAAUAAAAAAUUAUUAAAACAAUAA